AUUGAGGGUACUCAUCUCUGGAAUGAAGCGGGUAAUGAACAAGAGAUGACCUUUUACAGAUGUCUUUCCAGCUACCUAGACACUUUGUUCUUAAAAAUGGGCGAAACAGGCUGUUUAAGCAAACAAAAUACUGAUCGAAACCAACCGCCAACUUUUCCACGCAACAGGCCUUCUCCUACCUAUUCCAGAAACAUUGAUCUUAUUUUGCAAUACAACGAUAGUCAGAAUAUCGAUUUAUGCAGUAACGAAUGGAAAAGGUCUAAAGUCACUCCCGAUCUCGAACUGAAGCAGCAAUAA
This is a messenger RNA of Mucor mucedo, 297 nucleotides long. RefSeq lists its product as uncharacterized. The record is from RefSeq and is a predicted model, not a curated record. The transcript is spliced from 2 exons. Lineage: Eukaryota; Fungi; Mucoromycota; Mucoromycetes; Mucorales; Mucoraceae. The annotation marks the transcript as partial.